CUCCGCGGGCUUCCACCGCGCAUGUUUGUGCGUGGCUUCAUCAUGUGAUGCUCUCACGGUCACACAUCGAUGUAAGUGUCGGUGCAGCAGCAUGCUGGAGUAAGCAGCUGUUUGCAGAGCCAUCAGGAGGAGAGAUACUGUCCUGGAUGAAGCUCGUUUCAGCACCGGAGCUGCUUCCGAACUGAUGCUGUGAAGCGGUGAUGCUGCGCCCGAGCUGCUGCUGCUGAUCCCCCUCCUCCCCUCCUCUCUCUCUCGCUCGCUCUCUCUCUCUCUCUCUCUCUCUCUCUCUCUCUCUCUCUCUCUCUCCUCUUCUCUCCCUCCUCGCUCCUCUCCUCCACACGCACAAAACGCUCUGUCAUGGCGUCUUCCAACCAUGUUACCCCCACCAACUGUAGCUGGUGGCCCAUCUCAGCCAUGGAUGAAGACGGUAAAAUCACAGACGGGGAGGAGUGCGAGGAACCGACGGCAGAGCCCAAACCCUUCAAUAAAGACAGGCUCGUUUUGUACCACUGGACGCAGUCUUUCGCCUCCCAGAAGGUACGUCUAGUCAUUAAUGAGAAGGGCCUGGUGUGCGAGGAGAGGGAUGUGAGCUUGCCGCUGCAGGAGCACAAGGAGCCCUGGUUCAUGAGGCUGAACCUGGGCGAGGAGGUGCCCGUCUUCCUCCACGGAGACACCAUCAUCAGUGACUACAACCAGAUUAUAGACUACCUGGAGAAAAACUUUGUGGGAGACACGGUGGCUCAGCUGAUUCCUGACGCGGACUCGCCUCUCCAUGAGCGAGUGCAGCAGUACCGUCACCUACUGGACGGGCUGCCCAUGGACGCUUACACACACGGCUGCAUCCUCCAUCCAGAGCUCACCACCGACUCUAUGAUCCCAAAGUACGCCACCGCAGAAAUACGUAGACACCUGGCCAACGCUGCGACGGAGCUGAUGAAGUUGGACCAUGACGAGCCUCAGCUGAAAGAACCGUACCUGUCCAAGCAGAAGAAGCUAAUGGCGAAAAUCUUGGACCAUGAUAAUGUGAACUACCUGAAGAAAAUUCUGGGCGAGCUAGCCAUGGUUCUAGAUCAAGUGGAGGCUGAACUGGAGAAAAGGAAACUAGAGUAUCAAGGUCAAAAGUGUGAGUUGUGGCUUUGUGGACCUGAAUUUACACUAGCUGAUAUCUGCCUCGGAGCCUUGUUGCACAGGCUCAAGUUCUUGGGACUUUCUAAGAAAUACUGGGAGGACGGCAGCCGACCCAACCUGCAGUCCUUUUUUGUGCGAGUGCAAAAACGCUUCGCUUUUCGCAAGGUCUUGGGCGACAUCCACACGACCCUCCUGUCGGCGGUCCUACCCAACGCCUUCCGGAUGGUAAAAAAGAAGCCGCCAUCCUUCUUUGGGGCCUCUUUUCUCAUGGGCUCGCUGGGCGGGAUGGGCUACUUUGCCUACUGGUAUUUAAAAAAGAAAUACAUGUAGUGAAUGCCCUGUUGUUGUGUUAAAUGUCUGUGUAUUUGUGUGAUGUUUCAACUUUUCUGUAAUGUUUUAUGACUGCAGGAAAACAUAAUGAAUCUAUAUAGAGAACACUAUUACUUACCUGGGUGAACAAAGAAAUAUUAAAACAUUCCGUAAUAAGAAAUUCUUGACAGCACAUUUUCUGGUUAUCAAGGCCUUCAUGGAAUUUAAUUUCUGGAAACUUGCAGCUCUUGUGCAUGCAAGUCCUCAUUUAACUUUUGUUGGAGGCAUGCAUCAGGUCCGCUUACACUGAAAUCUUAAAGUAGAAACCCAGAUAAAACAUUGAACACAAUAACACCAACAGGGGUUAACUGACCUUCGCAUGCCACUAUUAUAAUCAUUAUUCAUAUCUGCUCUUCACUCCUCCAUCUGCCUGAGGUUUAACCAAUAAAACCACAGGAAUAUGUACAAAUAUUUUCUGAUAAGUGCUGUGCUGCCAGAAACUGCCAGAUGAAAUGAUGAAAGGAUGGAGGCAAACUUUAAAGGAAUGGUUUGACAUUUUGGGAAAUUUGCUGACUAGCUUUUUGCUGAGGUGUAGAUGCAAAGAUUAACACAUUCUUGUGUGCGGAUGCUAAAUAUGAACCCGGGAGAGGGCUAGCUUAGCAUAACAUAAAGACUGGAAACGAGGGGAAAACAGUCAGCCCGGCUCUGUCCAAAACUAAGACAAUCCUGCACCUCUGAAGCAAACUAAUUAAUGCAAAAACCAAAGAGGUGCAGGAUUUAGUCAGUUUUGGAUCCCGAACCAGGUUAGCUGUUAGCUGCAGGUUGCACCUCACAUACAUCACCAUCACUAAAAAUGAGAUUUUCCACGACAACUAAAUAUCCAGCCUCAGAGUUUAGUUUAACAGCACCUAAUGUUGGCAUGAAGGUGCCAGACCUGUCCACUACAUAGGAAGCUCUGGCUAGCAGUCAGUUAGCUUAGCAUUAAGACGAGACACUACGUUAAUCAUGUCAGACAACUAUAACAUCUACUGUAUCAUAAAAAAAGCUACUUUUAACUCAUUUCAAAAGCUGUAGAUGCAUUUUCUAAUCCACAUAGCUAGAAUUUACAUUUGUCCUUGCUCUUUAUAUAUAUAUAAAUACGUAAAAUACUAAAUAUACUCAUAAAACUGUGGUUUGUCUUCUACUAACUCAGCAAGGAGAUAUGUCAUUUCCAGCUACCUUCAUUGAUUAGGAAACAGAUACAGUAUGGAAAAUGGGCUACGUAUCUUCUUCAUUGUUCACCAGAAGAGUAUUUUUAUCAUCCAAACCUACAAAAAAAAAAUCAAUAGUUCAUGAAACAUGUGGUCCAAACAUUUUGAAAUUUCAAGUGUUUAUAGGUGUUUUGAAUAACUGAUUGGUCAUUCUGACUGGUGAUUAAUAGUCACCCAGUAGGGAAUGGAAACAUGACAAUGCUUAAAUAAUUGUAAUAAUAAUAUUAAUAAUAAUACAGUCUCAUGAAGGACAAUCAUAGUGUUGCAUUUGAUUCUACAAACAGAAUUAGAGUUUAAGAGAGAAGCUGAAAUCGUCUUUUCCCACCUAAAUACAACUGAAACUGUUCAGCUCUGUUUAGGUUGGAAAGUGAUGCUUUACAAAAAUAGUUGGGCUCAGCAUCCCUGGAGUAUACUGACUGCUUAAAUCUUCUUUUUAAAAAAAAAAAGACUUUUCUGGGCUGGCUGGGUACAUAUAUUUGGGAAAACGUCUGCCUAGCACCGUGACCUGAAUGUAAUCCAUAAUAAUACACGAGCAUAACUGGAUUGACCUCUUUAGUCACACCUACAGCUGAUUAUGAACCCUGCUGCUACCGAGCUCCUCACAAGUCCUGCAGUCAAACCUCCUGUUCUAAAACUGUACUAAAUACGGUGAAGUGGAAAAAUAUGUAGAAUGGAAUUGCACUUUACUUCAUAGUACAACAUGCAUUCAAGUGCUACUUAAAUAUAAGUAACACUGAAUAAAGAAUAAAGUCAUCUAUUUUUCUCAUUGCUGUGUUUUGAUCUAAAGUUUAAAUCCCUGAAAUAGCACAAACACCUAUUUCACUCUACUGUUAACAUACAUUUGGACGGCACUGGAUGCCUCACAAAUUUUAGAAUAUGCUCCACACAAGACCUAUACAACAAAAGUAAUAAUGUCUUACAACUACAUCUUGACACAAUGUCCCUCCACUAAUCUGUAGAUAAUGAGCUAAUAAUACAAGAACCACUUCACAUAACACAUUUGUAAGUAAUCCAUUUACCAAAACCACUGGAUGAACCCGGAGCUUUGGAACAACUCAGCAGUUUGUCUGGUUGGUCAAUCCUGUCUGCAGUCUUUAUGGUAAAGUGUGGUGAAGAAAUCACGUCAUCAUUAUGAAUCAAAUGACAAAUGGGAUUAAAACUUCCAUUAUUCACUCUUUUCCCUCAGUUACUUCACAAAUAGAUCAUCAUCUCUCAGUUCAGUUUUGAACGGUUCAUGGUUCGGUUUUUGCUUUAGAAUGUGAUUUUUGAACAAAAACUGUUAAAAAAGACGAAGAUUCUAAUUGAACAGCUAUUUUGGCAACUUUGGAGAUAUCUAUGUGAAGUAUGCAUAGACAGAAGCCACAGGCCGAUGUAUUGAUGUGGAUGUUCAGCAUCAAGAGCAGUUUUUAAACUGAAUACAGACAAUAUGUUGUCUAUGACAUUUUGCUUAAAGGUAAUGUGUAGCGUAGCUGAUAAACUAUUGCGCCGUCUGAUGUACUAAAAAUAAUGUGACUGAACUGUAAUAGUGAUUAUAAUCAUUAAACAGACUUACAAGGUGCUUUAGAAAACAUUAAAACAUACAAAACUUUAGAGAGCAACAACAGUUUAAAAAAAAAAAGGCAAUAAAACAUUAGUAAAAACAAGAAAAGCACUCAGACAACACAGUGACGCUAUGAUACGGAAAUCUUUAACAAAUCCGUGGAUCCAGAUUAUAAACUGCAACACUGCUGAAAUCUAAUGACCUUGUGUCAUUUCUGACCUUCCCUGAAAACUUCAUCCAAAUCCAUUAUUCCGUUUUUGAGUAAUGUCGCUAAGAGACUGACAAACGUACGCCGAUUGUCACACAACUCCACCAUGUUCAUUGGCAGAGUAACAACGAAUUAUUAAAAACAGUGAUGACAAAGCAUUAGGAAAGGGAUACAAUGUUAUAUCAAUUGUGUAUCCAGGUGAGUUUUUUUUAAAGAUUUUUGAACUAACAGAUUAAUUGAGCUGUUCUGACAGUCAGGGGGAGCAUUAUGGGGCUAAAAUAGGAAAACGAUUACCCUGUAUUUAAAACCUGCACUGUGGGACUUCCAGCAGUAACAGAGUCUCUGUUUGAGGGGUCGAGGUGCAGAAUAAGGUGUGAAGAGUUCAGAAAUGUAGAGUGGAGUCAGACAACGUAGUGAUUUAAAAGUAAUCAGCAGAAUCUGAAAUUGAAUUCUCUACAUAACAAGGAGCCAAUUCAGCCAGGACUGGAGUUAUAUGUUCUCUGGGUCAGUGACCACCCACAUGUGCAGAAUACAGAAAUGAAAAACGAGAAAGUUUGAGUCAUAUUUUAUUGUAAUUCUAAAGCAAAAACCCAAACAUGAAAAAUGAAAGAGACAAUUUCAAACCCACUUUUCAUCUGAUUCAUUCUGGUGGUGCAAAUCAAACAAGUAACUGAAGUGUCGCACAGAUCAGCAGCCAUCUUUUCAUUUACCUCUCACAUAUAAAGCGAAUAGACGUUAUUUCCCCAAAGUGUCAAACCGUUCCUUUAACUAACACCCAACACACAAUAACACACAGAGACACGUGUGCGCUCAGAGUCGGUUUAUUUAGAGCACCACGGAUUGCACAGCACACGGUGGUCCACUGUCACUCUGUUUGUCGCUCAGCAGGAGUUCAGGAAAAGUGGGUGUUUAAAAAGUUACACUUAGUAGUAAAAUGAUAAAUUCUGCAUCUAUGGCGCGAUAGUGUUGCGUUAGCCUUAGGGUGUAUAUUUCAUUGCAUGGGUACUUUCUUAUUGUGUACGCGUUUUUGUGACAGGUGGACACUGAGGGUUUUGUGUUGCCCAGAGGCAGAAUUUAUGAUGAAAUGAAACCCCAGAUUUCUAAAUAUCACGUUGCUAAUUGUAACCUUUGAAGCACCUGCACUGCACAGCGUGUUGGAGUUGGUCCCUCAGCAAUACUCAGCAAGAAAAAUCACUGGAAUUUACUGCUGUUUGUUUGUCGCCGACUCCUCCUGACAGAUGCAAGAUUGUUUUUACAGAUAGAUAUUUUUAAUUCUCGGUUAUUUUACCAUGCUGAUUUUUAAAUGAGCUCAGAGGUUAAACAAGGGGAAGGAGGGAGGGGAACGAGCUGAAGGCUGCAAGACGCGGAGGGGAGAAUCAAGCUUUCUCCUCUCGGCUAGCCGUGCCAGCUGUCUCGUUUGUUGAUGCAGUGUACUUUUCUUGCUCCACAUUCUGUUCACCCUCAACGGGAGCCUUCCUGCUUCUUCUUAGUCCAAUUUUCAGGCUUUUAACAUGUCAUAAGUCUGCUCCUGAACUGUGCACUCUUUAGGUUUAACUCAUUAUUGUGAGGUACUGGCUGGAGUUGUAAGCUGCUUUUGGUUUUAUGGCUGGUUAUGCAGACAUUCUUGAAGCGCACGCUCGCAGUAAAGCAUUUCUUUCGGGCUGGUUUGUCAGGAUGCUGCCACAGAAAGCGUCUCUACAGGUGGUGACUAGCAGCACACUGCAAAAAAUGUUGAACCAAAGACGAUGAUCAGUGCGCCUUUAGUAGAAGCACCUCCUUUUUGUGUCAUACCUGAUCUGAUUUUCAUUAAGAAAGAAAAGUCAUUGUAUCCAAAUUCAUGUUUGGCACGUAGAGUGCAGGACAGAUUCAACUGUUUAGAUAUGCAGUUAAGAAACAGGGAGGUUAUUUGGUUUCAGACUGCUCCUGCUUGAGCAGCAGUGAUGUAAAUGGCACAAAAGAAGAUUAAAAAGUAAAUAUAUAUGUAAAAUGUUCCUAGUUUGGAAGUAAGAAAAAGGACGCGUAUGUGUAAAGUAAGACUUCCAAUCGCAAAUUAAGCAUACAAUUCACUAAAUUGUGUAGCGACAUUUUGUUAUUUCUGUUGACUUUUCGAUGUUCAAAUUCAUUUUGACACUGUGGGAGCAAACGUCAAGAACCGUCAUAACCAGCCAAUCAUUGUGAACGCUUGGCAUUCUUUGAUUACUGCAAGCACAGCUGGUACGACUCCACUUCCUCCUCCGGCUGAAAUCGUGCUACCUGAGGGGUUGGAUCUGUACUUCUUGGAUCACACAAAGAGUUCAAGUCGAGAAAUCCUAGUUGUGAUUUGUGGCCAUUCUAUUUCACUAUAGUAUUUUUUUAUUUUUUACUUUUUAUUUUUUAUAUUUCUAUAUAUAUAUAUAUAUGCAUUUAUUUAUGGUGCUUUUUAUGAUGUUUGUUCAUAAGCCUUAAUUUAUUCAGUUGCCAUCAAUGACAAAUAAAUAAUGAAAAUGGAA
Molecule: messenger RNA, 6924 nt
Organism: Acanthochromis polyacanthus (spiny chromis)
Lineage: Eukaryota; Metazoa; Chordata; Actinopteri; Pomacentridae
Gene: gdap1l1
Product: ganglioside induced differentiation associated protein 1-like 1
Exons: 6
Coding region: 358-1458 (366 amino acids)
Source: RefSeq, a predicted model, not a curated record